AUGAUUAGGACCAGAGUGUUAUUCAGUACAGUUCUCAUCAUUGGUAUUUUACUCGUUACAGCAUUACUAGACAAAUUGUUUCUCAACGGGAUUAUUGAACAAUCACUUCAAAGGAGAAGUAACAUAAUUUCUGCGCUAGCAAAGAAGAACAAAGUCGUUGGAAUCACCACUACUGUUCUUGUUAUUCUAUUUUCCUUGCACUUUGUUGCUCCAUCCACCUUCAACUUACCGCAAAUCGCAUACAAAGUCCUUAAUUACAUGAAUGCAAAUUAUAGAUUCUUAUCGGGAUCACUGGGGUUUGGCUCGAGAUUUUCUAACAACGGCGUGAGCUCCAGCCGGUCGCAGGAGACAAGAUUUGCAUUGAAGAAUGGCGGUGAGCUAGGAGGUUUGAGCAAUGAAGGAAACACUUGUUUCAUGAACUCAGUGAUUCAGUCGUUAGCCUCUUCUACGGAGUUGAUGAAGUUCAUUAACUCCAAUGUUUAUGCACAGCUUGAAGUCAUGAACCACGGCCAAGUUUCUAGGGUUAGAACUGGUCACUAUCGGUCUGAAAUGAUUUUCACCAGAGCUUUGAAGAAGUUACUAGAUGAAGUCAACGGAGCUUACGGGUCUCGUGGAAAAGAAUUUAGCACGAAGCCAUUGUUAAACAAGAUGCCAAAUAGUCCGAAGCAGAACUUCUUCACUGGUUACAACCAGGAAGAUGCUCAAGAGUUCUAUCAGCUUGUCAUGCGCAUUGUUGAGAAAGAAUACAAGCUGAUUUCCAAGUCCAGAGAAGCCACUCCGGAACCUGAGUCAGGUGAAGAUAAGAACGAGAAGCAGCCAAAGUACGUGAGUGCACUGUCUGUUCCAAAUUACCGAUCCGGUUGCAGCGCACUCGGAAAGCUCGGCAAUGUUUAUGUUCCUGCUCAUCAGGUGGACCCUAACAUUCCUGAUUCCGAGAACUUGAUUUAUCCUCUUGAACUUAUCACCCCCGUUGAUGGUAUUUCUGCUGAAAGAAUUGGAUGUAUUUCGUGUGGUGAAGUGGGAGGAAUUCGUUAUUCAGUGCUCAGUGGAUUGAGUUUGAAUUUGCCCUAUGAUCAGUCUUACUUCCCCGGCUAUAAUUUGUCACAAUUGCUUCAGGAGUGGAUUAAGCCUGAAAUUAUUGAUGAGGUCAACUGUAACAGAUGUGGCUUGAUUCAGACAAAAGAAUUUCUUCUCGAAAACAUCAGCAAUACAAAUAAUGAGAAAUUGGUCUCUGAUUUCUCCAAAAGGGUUGCUGAAAUCGAUGACGAACUCACUAAGGACCAUAUCUCUGAUGAGGUUUUCGAGCGUUUGACAACCAAGCGCAUGAUUAGAAAAACAAGAAAAACAAAGCAAAUUUUGUUGAGCAGACCCCCUCCACUAUUGUGCAUUCAUAUCAAUCGUUCGGUGUUUGAUCCAAACACAUAUAUGAUUGUGAAAAACUCUAAAAAUGUCAGCUUCCCUGGCAAGCUUGACUUGAAUCCUUAUGUGGCCGAGCCAAAGGAUAUUAACAUGGAUGCUAGACUUGCUUUUAGAAAACAGGAUGAGCAACCCGCAGAAGUUGCCCCCGAUAGAGAUGGUGACGAGAAAGAAUCGGCUUCAGAUUCGUCAGAUUUGGAAGAAGAACCAAAGGAAGAAAUUGUGCCAGUGGUGACUGAUUCUCAAAAUAGCCAGCUCAUUUACAACUUGAAGGCGGUUAUCUCACAUUAUGGAACCCACAACUAUGGUCAUUAUAUCUGUUACAGAAGAUUGCGUGGAUCAUGGUGGAGAAUCAGUGAUGAGUCUGUUUAUGUUGUUACCGAAAACGAGGUGUUGAAGUCGCAAGGAACAUUCAUGCUUUUCUACGAGAUGGACGAUGGCCAUAAGGAAACUCUUCAGGACUUAACAGACGAUGAGUCAGAAAAAGAAGAUGUUACAAAGGAAGUAAAGGCUGACAACUUACUGCUGCUGCUGGUACUGCUGAUGGAAGCAGAUGAGGGCAAAGAGGUCGAUAAGGUGAGUGAGGAUGUUUCGAACACACUUUUGGAAACCGCCUCUUCGGACUCCAAUUCCGAUCUAUUCCCAAAUGCCCAAUUCAACAUGGGAGAAGAUAGGGCCUACCAUGUAUAG
Molecule: messenger RNA, 2106 nt
Organism: Sungouiella intermedia
Lineage: Eukaryota; Fungi; Ascomycota; Pichiomycetes; Serinales; Metschnikowiaceae
Source: the annotation of a GenBank genome assembly